UUUUGAUUAUUUGCCAAAUGUUUCUCUCUCUCUCUCUCUCUCUCUCUCUCUCUCUCUCUGCCCGUUAACUCCCUCAUAUCCCUUGAAAAACACCUCAACAGACACCACCUCCCCCUUUAUCUGUCCACUUCCUCUGUCCACCUUCUCUCUCUAUAGAUACACAAUACAGCCCUAAACGUACUCUACUUGUCGCUUUCGUUACCACAUCAGAGGAACGAAUGAAAAAGAAACCCACCACCACUCUCUGUCUUUGUGUCCUGUAUUUUGUUGUAAAUUUGUAACGUAGAAUGUUCAUCAGCUAAAAUAGUCCAAACCGUCCCAUUUCAGGCCCCUUCACCAUCUCUUACGAACAAUAUGUGAAGACCCAUUUCAUAUUUGUAUGUUUUUAGUGUUAAUAAUAUCUAAUGAAGGGUCAUUGAGUAUUGAUUGUCAUCUUUUCCCAAUUUUUUGAACAAAUCUUUGAGCUUUCUGACAAAUCCAGCAAAACCCAUUUGGUCAGUUAAUUAGAAGAAGGUGUUACAUACCAGACCCAUUAAGGUGAUUUGAGUUAAAUUGACCAAGUCAUGGGGUUUUACAUUCCCCAUGAUUUAGAAUAAUUUUAAGGUUUUCUGUACUCUUCUUGAUCAUGGAGGGGGAAACAUCAUGGUUCAGCCACUGCCUUGAUGACAUUGCAAGAGACAUUGGGGAGUUUGAUUCAUUCUCGGAGUUUAGUGAUGAAGGCAAUAAAGAAGUUACAGCUGUUUCUGUGGAUUCAAUCCUACCUGACGACUUGGUGGAGCGAAUCCUAGCCUAUCUCCCCAUUGCAAGCAUUUUUAAAGCAGGUUGUGUGUGCAAAAGAUGGCAUGAGAUAGUCAGUUCAAAAAGGUUUCUUUGGAACUUCUCGCAUGAUCUAUCACAAAAACCUUGGUAUUUCAUGUUUACAAGCUCUGAUGAACCAAUUGGUUAUGCAUAUGAUCCCAUCCUUCGAAAGUGGUACGGCAUUGAACUCCCCUGCAUUCAGACAUCUAAUUGGUUCAUUGGUUCAUCAUGUGGCCUAGUUUGCUUCAUGGACAAUGAGAGUAGAAGUGAGCUUUAUGUCUGUAACCCAAUUACCAAAUGCUGCAAUAAGCUUGAGAAGCCUCCAGGUUUGAAAUUUUCAGACUACAGUGCACUGGCAAUCUCGGUGAACAGGAUGUCACACCAUUACAAUGUCUCAGUUGUGAAAUCUAAGCAAGUCCCAGGAAAUUUUUUUCAGUGGGAUCUCUCAAUUCACAUUUAUGACUCGGAAACAAUGAUGUGGUUGACGCCUCUGACAGAAGUUUUGACAGGGUGGAGAGCUGGUGAUGAAAGUGUGAUCUGUGAUGGAGUUUUGUACUUCUUGAUUUACUCAACCGGGGGUCGUUUGCCGGAUAAUCGUCAUGGUUUAAUUACUUAUAACCUCUCAAGCCGCUCAACCAAUGGUUUGCUAAUAAAGAGUUUCAUCCCGGUGCCAUGUUCUCUUACAUGUGGCCGCUUGAUGAACCUAAAGGAGAAGUUGGUAAUGGUGGGAGGGAUUGGGAAACAAGAUCGGCCAGACAUAAUUAAGGGGAUUGGCAUAUGGGUUCUUAAUGGGAAGGAGUGGCAAGAGAUUGCUCGAAUGCCCCAUAAGUUCUUCCAAGGAUUUGGAGAGUUUGAUGAUGUUUUUGCUAGCAGUGGUACGGAUGACCUCAUAUACAUCCAAAGCUAUGGGGCCCCCACUCUUCUUGUUUUUGACAUGAGCCAGAAGCAAUGGAGAUGGUCCCAGAAAUGCCCAGUGAUGAAGAGGUUCCCACUUCAGCUCUUUACUGGUUUUUGCUUCGAACCUAGGAUUGAAAUUGCUCCCUGAUUUCGUUCUCAUUGCAUUGGAUGUUGUCGUGGUACUGACAAAUUCAUCUGAUUUCUAUUUCAUUGCUCUUUUGAGUUUAUAAGUUAUAACUUAUAACCUGUGUUUUGAAAACGUUUAUAGAGAAUGUACCAGCUCAUUCAUGAAAUGGGAAUAUUAUUCUUUGCAUUCAUGAGUACUGGAGUGAAUACUAGUUCAAGGUGUAUAUUUUCCUUCUUAAUACUUUUGUCAUUUCUACCAAAACUCCGUAAUGUCUU
This is a messenger RNA of Cornus florida, 2097 nucleotides long. RefSeq names its product F-box/kelch-repeat protein At3g61590. The transcript is spliced from 3 exons. Lineage: Eukaryota; Viridiplantae; Streptophyta; Magnoliopsida; Cornales; Cornaceae. Gene Ontology annotation, molecular function: protein binding. The record is from RefSeq and is a predicted model, not a curated record. Bases 626 to 1843 code for a protein of 405 amino acids.